CUUGGUGUGGAUAGGAGCUUCAAGGACAGCAUCCCUCAUUUCUGAACAUAGCUGCUAGGGUGGUGGGGGGGGCGGUUCUGGGUGCCGUCAGCACUGCUGACAGCGCCCCUUCCCCAAAGUGGGGAGAGCCUGACCCUCUGGGGAUUGGAGAAAGCUACCCCCCCCCUCCAGCCCACCCCAUCUCCCUUCACAUCACUGGCCCAAUUAUGCUCACAUCCACAGGCACACACAUGCUGGGUAAACAGCUUUCCAAUGUUGCUUUCUCUCCCAGCUACACCAAGAGGCAGCAAAAUCAGCUCCACUUGCCAGGAGAAUUAAUUGAGGGGCUGAGGCUCAGGCCACAGCCUGGAGUCAGAGCCUCAGGAGCUGCUGGGGAAGCCUGAAGUGUCCCCACCAGGCUGGUGCGGGGCAGAGUGGGAGAGCUGUGGCUUCCCAAAGACCUGUUGGUGGAGUAAUCCCCCAAAGGAGGGCCUUUUCCCAGGUGUGUGGGGCGGCGUGGAGGGGUGGGGGAGACACCUAUACAAGAGAGCCUAUGGUCUUCGGGAGGUCCCAGGCCCACAACAGAAGGGAAAUACACCCUCCCCACCCCAGCCUCAAAAGUCAAGGGCACUGGGAUUCAAAGUGCCCUCCCCUUUCAUUUCCAUCCUUACUUGGUGGCCUUGGCAUGUCACUCCUGGCCCCCAGCUUCUGUUUCCUCCUCUUUAAGUGGGCAUAAUAGCGCCUCCCCCCAAUUAAUUGGGGGAGUCUGUUUAAAGUGUUUUGCUCCGGUAAAUGCCAGCGAUUGUUGCUAGAACACAGCCGCGGCCCUGGGAUCAGAGCAUGUGCCUGGUGAUCUCAGACCUCUGUCUUCUCUGCUGGUGGCCCUGCCUGGACACCGCCCCCUCUGACCCUCUCUGCAGUGGCCUGCCAGAGAGCCCACAAGACUUAGCCACGCCCCUAAGCCCACCCCACUAAUAAACAGCUGCCUAGCCUGCCCCACAGUUCUCUGGCACUUUCCAGUCCUCUGGAGUCACAGUGGCUGCUGCACCAUGCGGUCUCCAGGCUUUGCACUCGCCUUCCUCACCAUGCCACUGGUGGUGCGCGGGGACUCAGAGGGCACCUGGUGCUACGACUCCCAGGACCCAAAGUGUGGUGAGGACAGAGUGUCAUGCCCCACCCACUGGAAGGAGAUGGCCCCUGCCUGUGGGGGCCCAGCCCAGUCCCCCAUCAACAUUGACCUUCACUUGGUUCAGCGGGACCCCACCCUGGGACCCUUCAUCUUACAGGGCUACAACACAGCACCUCCAGGCCCGUGGACCCUGGAGAAUGAUGGCCAUACAGUGCUGCUCCACAUAGACGCUGGCCCACAGAGCCACCUGGAGAUUCGGGGCGCCGGGCUGCCACUGCCUGCCUACCGCGCACUGCAGCUGCACUUCCACUGGGGGGGCCCUGGUCGAGCAGGUUCAGAGCACAGCCUGGAUGGGCAGCGCCGCCCCAUGGAGAUGCACGUGGUCCACAUGAACACGAGGUACCAGAGCAUGGGGGAAGCUCGAGGUCACCCCGAUGGGCUGGCUGUGCUGGCGGUGCUGUUAGUGCCCCCUCCCCAGGAGCAGGACACUGACAACGCCAACUUCUCCGUCCUGGUAUCCAGCCUGAAGAACGUGUCUGAGCGCGGAGUCUCUGAAUCUGGCCUCCACCUUCCCGCUGGCCUCGCUGCUGCCGGGCGCCUCAGGCCUCUCGCGCUACUACCGCUACUCGGGGUCGCUAACCACGCCUGGCUGCCAGCCUUCGGUUGUCUGGACUGUCUUCGAGGACGCGGUACCCAUCGGGCGCGCACAGCCCUCAGGUGGCCCAAUUCCAGACCAUGCUCCAGGCCGGGCUCCCCGGCGGCUCUCACCCCGCACCGCUCACCGAGAACUUCCGCCCGCAGCAGCCUCUCGGGGGUCGCAGGGUCUCGGCCUCUCCAGGUGCCUCCAUCUGCGCAGCAGCCUCGGCGCCCGCCCCAACCCUAGCCCGUGUGCACGCGGCUCUGCUGGGCCUGUGGCUCUGGCAGAGCCCCUAGGAACCAGAUUCGACCCCUUCCCGCAAUAAACGAUACACAGAGUGA
Messenger RNA from Leopardus geoffroyi (Geoffroy's cat), 2086 nucleotides. Its product is annotated as carbonic anhydrase 15-like. The record is from RefSeq and is a predicted model, not a curated record. The transcript has 8 exons. NCBI's taxonomy places the organism in Eukaryota, Metazoa, Chordata, Mammalia, Carnivora, Felidae. Gene Ontology annotation, molecular function: zinc ion binding; carbonate dehydratase activity. Gene Ontology annotation, cellular component: plasma membrane. Bases 1029 to 1991 code for a protein of 320 amino acids.